Molecule: messenger RNA, 2803 nt
Organism: Haliotis rufescens (red abalone)
Lineage: Eukaryota; Metazoa; Mollusca; Gastropoda; Lepetellida; Haliotidae
Product: sodium- and chloride-dependent glycine transporter 1-like
Exons: 15
Coding region: 89-2104 (671 amino acids)
Biological process (GO): sodium ion transmembrane transport
Cellular component (GO): membrane
Molecular function (GO): L-proline transmembrane transporter activity
Source: RefSeq, a predicted model, not a curated record
CCUAAUUUAGUUUAUUUCGGAGGAGAGCGUCAAGUGAAUCGGGUUAUUUCGGAAUUCUUAACUGGAAACUUUCUCAGUGUAACGAGCAAUGGCAGGCGAGGUGGAGGAGCGAGGGUCAUGGGGAGGCAAGUUUGAGUUCCUGCUGUCCUGUAUAGGCUACGCUGUGGGUCUGGGAAACGUUUGGAGGUUCCCCUUCCUGUGCUAUAGGAAUGGAGGAGCCACGUUCCUUAUCCCGUACGUCAUCAUGUUGGUGGUGGCUGGUCUGCCGUUAUUCUUCCUGGAGCUGGCGGUGGGCCAGUUCGCCUCCGAGGGGCCGAUCACAGUGUGGAAGGUCAGCCCGGCGUUCCAUGGUAUUGGGUUUGCCAUGGUGACCAUCAGCGGCAUGGUGUCCAUCUACUACAACGUCAUCAUCAUGUACGCCAUGUACUACAUGUUUGCCAGCUUCGUCAACCUGGAUGGCUCAGUUCCCUGGGAGAACUGUGGUAAUCCCUGGAACACCAACUCCUGCAGGACGGAGCCCUACCCCUACCUGGAUGGCAUGACGGAGGGAAACAGAACCAUGACGUUGUUCAAGGAGCUGUACAACAAACCGUGCGUGAACGACCUCCUCGUCAACAUCUCUAACGCCUACAACUACAGCUUCACCACCGUCGACGAACUUAACUCAACCAUGAUACAGAACAAGGACAUUACCAAGGACUGCAAGAUCACCUAUACAACAGCCAGCGAGGAGUAUUGGGAGCGCUACGUACUUCGUCUACAUGAAUCUACUGGGCUUGAUGACCUAGGAGGCUUCAGCUUGAAGAACGGUGUCUGUCUCUUCUUAGCCUGGCUCCUCAUCUUCUUCUGUCUCAUGAAGGGAAUUAAGUCUUCCGGCAAGGUCGUGUACUUCACCGCCACCUUCCCCUACAUCAUCCUUGUGGUCCUGCUGAUCCGAGGCCUGACUCUGGAGGGAUACGAGAAGGGCAUCACAUUCUACAUGACUCCACAGAUCCACAGGCUGAAGGAGGCCAAGGUAUGGGGAGAUGCAGCCACUCAGAUCUUCUACUCCCUGGGAGCUGCAUUCGGUGGGCUGUUGACCAUGGCCAGUUACAACAAGUUCAAAAACAAUUGUGAACGAGAUGCCCUCAUCGUCGCCUUCAUCAACUGUGGCACCAGUGUGUUCGCGGGCUUUGCCAUCUUCUCCCUCCUUGGUUUCAUGGCGCACACCACCAACCAGGACGUGGAGAGCGUGGUCGACCAAGGUCCUGGUCUCGCUUUCAUUGCUUACCCAGAAGGCAUUGCUAAACUUCCGGUGUCACCACUGUGGGCCUUCCUGUUCUUCUUCAUGUUGCUCACCCUUGGUUUGGACAGUCAGUUCGCUAUGAUGGAGACGCUGAUCAGCGGCAUCAGUGACAUCUUCCCACGUGUCCUGAGGAAGCACAAGACUCCUUUCACUGCCUUCUGUUGCCUCAUUGGUUUCCUGCUUGGACUGCCUCAAGUUACAAAGGGUGGUAUUUACAUGCUGACACUGAUGGACUGGUACUCUGGAAGCUACAACCUGAUGCUGGUGGCUCUGACGGAAAUCAUCUGUCUUAUGUAUGUCUAUCCUUUAGUGGGUUGGUUCUGGCCACAGCACCAAGGUAAACGAAGUUACAUCCCGUUCUUGGAGGACAUCGAGAUGAUGAUUGGCCACAAACCCAACCCCUACUGGGUCAUCAACUGGGUCUUCCUGACCCCUGUCGUCAUCGUUUUCAUCGUGAUUGUGUCAGCCACUCAGUAUGCCCCGGCCAACUAUGGUGAAUACAUCUACCCGCCGUGGGCUGAGGGGAUUGGCUGGUGCAUGGUUGUCGCCCCCCUUGUUAUGAUAUUCCUCGUCAUGAUAAUACAAGUGUGCAGACUGGGGCCGAGAAAAGCCUUCAGCCCGACGAGAAGCUGGGGACCCGCCAACCCCGAGGACCGAACAGGAAAAUAUGCUGCCAUUUCUGGCAAUGUUACCGUUGGGUUUUCUAACGAGAAGGGAAACGCCUACGUCAUCAACGACAUGGAUACCGAGAAAGGCCACCCCCCUCCCUACACCAACGGCGGAACAGACAACGCUGCAUACUACAACGAGCGAAUGUAACCGUGACGUGCAUAGUGCUUACAGGAACACCCUUGAGCCUGACUUUAGUGUGUGUUUUGUGUAGGCUUUGGCCUACAUCGUGCUGUAGACGGUAGACGGAGUCAUGCAAUUGUCCGUGUAUGAUCAAAUAACAAAUCAUUUGUGUACAUAUCAUAUUUUAAUGGUUUACUUGUUUUCAAAAUGAAUUUCUAUUCAUUAAAGAAUUCCCCACUCAAUAGAAUAGUGUCAAGAUAUAAAUGUGUUGUAUUCUUCUACGGGUUCUUAUAUGCUGCGCUUCAUGUUGCAAAAUGAGAAAUUAUUAUACAAGAAAUAAUAUUGUGUAAAAAUCUCUUUCUAUGAUUCAAAGAGUUUUUUUGGUUUUUGUUUUAAAAUAUUUAUAUUUCAAUUUAUGAUUCUAAGAGUUAGUCAUAGUUACAAUAACAUGCCUUGGUCGCUGUAAUAUGUCCUCUAAGUGUUAUGUCCCUCGUGCACAUCCAUAGAACAUUGUCAACGUUAUAUAUCACAUUUAAUGACUCGAUAUUAUAUUUCAAGCUAACUGCUCAACUCCCUUAAUACGUCAUGUUUUACUUGUACAUAAUAUACAUACUUCAUCUUUUACAAAUCUGUCUUUUUAUGUCAUUUCUAUAUAUGAAUCUCACUAUAUUUGGCAAAAUAUCUUAUUUUUGAUAAUGUUUUCAUGUAUAAAAUCUUGAGAAAUAA